AUGACGGACCACGGGACGGUUGUUCGCGGGAGGCGAGAUCGGUCCGACCACGUCCACAAGUCCACCGGUGGCGAUCCGUUACGGAUAAUCCAAAACAAGCUGGAACAGUCGCCCCGAAACUGGAAUAUGGCAUACAAUGGGCUGUCGCAGCAUGUGGACUUCAGCAGGUUGCCGAAUCCGAGCGAGCGGUUCGAACUGCUGGAUCUGAUUGGUGAGGGCACCUACGGUGAGGUCUACAGUGCGAAGGACAAACACACCGGACGCAAGUAUGCGGUCAAGAUACUCGAGAGCAUCGCCGAUAACAUCGAAGAGAUCGAGGAGGAGUACCUGGUGCUGCGCGAUCUCUCGAAGCACCCCAACAUUCCCGAUUUCGCUGGACUGUUCCUGAAGCGUGGCACCACCGUCGAAGAUGACCAGCUGUGGUUCGUGUUGGAGCUAUGCACCGGCGGCUCCGUGACGGAUCUGGUUCAAGGUCUGCGUGGUCGUGGCGCUCGCCUAUCCAACAACCAAAUCGCGUAUAUCCUGCGCGAAACGGUGCAAGCGCUUGUGUUUCUGCACGAGAACCACUGCAUGCAUCGGGACAUUAAGGGUCACAAUAUUCUGCUGACGGAGACGGGCCACGUGAAGCUGGUUGACUUUGGGGUCAGCUCGCAUCUGGCGGCGACGAUGGCACGUCGGAAUACGAGCGUUGGCACACCGUAUUGGAUGGCACCGGAGGUGAUCGCGUGCGAACAGCAGCUUGAUCAGUCAUACGAUUCACGGUGCGAUGUGUGGUCGGUUGGCAUCACCGCGAUCGAGCUGGCUGAGGGUGAUCCUCCACUGUGUGAGCUACAUCCAAUGAGGGCACUGUUCCAGAUACCACGCAAUCCUCCGCCGAAGCUUGCGCACCCUGAACAGUACUCGUCGAUGUUGUCCGACUUCAUCUCGGAGUGUCUUGUGAAGGAUCUCGAGCAGCGUCCCUUUUCGAAGGAACUCGUAACGCACCCGUUCCUGAAGGGUGUUGGACCGUACGUGGAUCAAAUCCGACAGGAGCUUCGAUCGGAGAUUGGCCGACAGCGUGAGGAUGGUCGAACACCAAGUCAAGCGAUCGCGACGACGAAGUACGGCAAGCUAAAGUCAGAUCGCAAGUCAAAGCCACAGCGCAUGUACAUGGACGAUCUGGCGGCACUGGACGUGCUGACGGAGGACGCGAUCGUCGAGCAGUUGCAGAAGCGAUACGAGACGAACCAGAUCUACACGUACAUCGGUGACAUUCUGAUCGCGGUGAACCCGUUCAGUCAGGUGGGGUUGUACACGACGCAACACCAGCGCCAGUACACUGGCCAGGCUCGAUCGGAUAAUCCACCGCACAUUUUCGCGAUCGCUGACGCAGCCCAUCAAGCGUUGGUGCACCAACGACAGAACCAAGCGAUCGUGAUCUCGGGUGAGAGUGGUUCAGGCAAAACGGAAAGUGCUAACCUGCUGCUCAAGCAGCUCGUCCACCUCGGCAAAGCGGUCACGAAACACCUCGAGGAACGCAUCCUGCAGGUGAACCCGAUUAUGGAAGCGUUUGGAAACGCACGGACGGGCAUAAACGCGAACAGCUCGCGGUUCGGGAAGUACCUCGAGUUGACGAUGGCACGCAGUGGAAAGGUGAAUGGGGCGCGCAUUUUCGUGUACCUUCUCGAGCAGAGCCGUGUGGUGCGGCAAGCUGAAGGUGAGGGCAAUUUCCACGUGUUUUACUACAUGUACGACGGGCUGCAGGCUGAAGGACGACUGGAGGAGUACUAUCUUCAUCCAUCGUACCGGAAGACUCACCGAUACCUUCAGGAAACGGCCACACUACCGAAAACGAACGUCGAUCGAUGGAAGCAGCUGUUGGCGAGUUUCCGCGUGCUCGGUUUUAAGGACGACGAAGUGGACAUGGUAAACCGGGUCCUGGCGGCGAUCCUCAACCUGGGCGAUAUCGAGUUUGGGGAGAUGGACGCGAACGACAACACGGACAGUAGGGCGCGCGUGAUCGACGUAGCACCAAUGCACCGCGUCUCGAAGCUACUCGGUGUCGAUUCAGCCGAUCUGCUGGAUGCGCUUUCCUCCAACUCGGUGGUUACGCGUGGUGAGACGAUCACACGCCAUAAUAACGUGGCCGAAGCGUGUACGGCGCGUGACGCCAUGGCGAAAGGGUUGUACGGGCGAUUGUUCGAUUGGAUGGUCAAUCAAAUUAAUCUGCUGCUGGUGCACAACAGGAUGAGCAGUAGCCCGGAGCAGCUUGCGAUUGGAUUGUUGGAUAUUUUUGGGUUCGAAAACUUCAGCAAGAACUCCUUCGAGCAGCUGUGCAUUAACAUUGCGAACGAACAGAUACAGUACUACUUUAACCAGCACAUCUUCACCUGGGAGCAACAGGAGUACAUGGCUGAGGGAAUUCCGGUGGAUCUGGUGGAGUUUGCGGACAAUCGACCCGUGCUGGACAUGCUGCUGAGUCGUCCGCUGGGACUGCUGGCGUUGCUGGACGAAGAAUCUCGAUUCCCGCGCUCGACGGAUCGAUCAUUGAUUGAGAAAUUCCACAACAACGUCAAGUCAAAGUUCUACCAGCGUCCCAAAUCGGAUGCGGUCUGUUUUGCGAUACACCAUUUCGCCGGUCGGGUCGUUUACCAGGCGGAUGGGUUCCUCGAGAAAAACCGCAACUUCCUGCCCGCCGAGAUCAUCCAGCUGAUCCGGCAGAGCCAGUACGACAUGAUACGCUUCCUGUUCCAGUGUCCGAUCACGAAGACGGGCAAUCUGUACUCGGCGAUCCAGGACACCGGAUCGCGUCAGCAUGUACCGAGCUUCAUCAAGGUCGACACGAAGGAAAAGUUCAACUCACGUGGGUUAGCGUCGCAAUCGCGCGCCCAACAAACGGUGGCUACGUACUUCCGGUACUCGUUGAUGGAUUUGCUGCAAAAGAUGGUCACCGGAACGCCGCAGUUCAUCCGGUGCAUCAAACCAAACGAGCAGAAGGCGGCUCGAUCUUUUGACGCUGCCAAAGUGCUAAAGCAAUUGCGUUAUACCGGCGUGCUUGAGACGAUCCGUAUCCGGCAACACGGUUUCAGUCACCGAUUUACCUUUGCAGACUUCCUGCGCAAAUACUGCUUCCUGGCGUACAGCUUCGACGAACGUGUCGUUUCGAAUCGGGAAUCUUGUCGCUUGCUUUUAGUGCGUCUAAAAAUGGACGGAUGGGCGCUCGGGAAGUCGAAGGUGUUCCUCAAGUACUACCACGUGGAGUACCUCUCCAAGUUGUACGAGGAGCAUGUACGAAAGAUUGUUCUGGUUCAGGCCUGCGUAAGACGCUGGCUGGCCAAAGCGCUUUACCGGCGCGAGAAACAGCGAGUGGCGCUGAGUGCCGUGACGCUGCAGAAGCAUGUCCGCGGCUGGCUGACACGACGACGCAUGCGCAUACUAAAGGAAAAGCAGGAACGCGAACGCCUCGAGCAGGAACGUCUCGAGAAGGAGCGGCUGGCGAAGGAGAAAAAGAACAACGAACAAAACAAAGCCAAGCAGGCGUUGGCUAAGGCGAAGCUGAUCCAUCAGCUCUCGAACCAUCAGCUGGAGGCAAAACAUCAGCACGAAAAGCGCGGUGUGGAUAUCAACAACAAAGAGAACGAACGGGCAGCGAUCGUGAUCCAGAGCUACUACCGUGGGUACACCAUCCGGAAGCUGCGCAUGACGCCUGAGAUUGAGGCGAAGACAAAAUACAUCCUAGGCAUCGCGAAGAAUCGCGUCGAAGCUCAACGCAUGAUGCAGAAAGAAGGCUUCACGAAGGAAGACGCCGCACGCAUCAUCCAGCGAUACUACCGCACGCAGAAAAGCAAACACAAUGGCACCAAUCGAGACGUGAUGGCGGCGGUCGGUUCGGCGGCAGUCCCUCGAAAGGGUCCCGCACCACAACCCCAACCGAAACCACUCACCACGAAGGACCAGCAGAUGGAUCUGAUCGCGUUCUCGCAAAACGUGCACAUGCUCAACCAGGAGGUGCAUAAGAACCUGCGCGUUAACAAGUCGGGUGUGCCGCUGGAAGCGAUCGAGAAGCUGCCGGGUGACUACCGGAGACCACCCGGGUUCGUCCUGGUGCCAGGAUUGCUUGGAACCGUGCCUGGUGGGGAUUGCGCGAAGUACAGCUCGCUGCGUAGCAUGGACUGCGAUCACGAGAUGACGAAGGAACUCAUCCAAAGGAGCCCACCACCGCCAGCGGACUUUGACGACAUCUCCCCGUGGGAUAUGCCGUUCUACGAGGUGGAACGCAACCUGCGCUCGCAAAGGCAGCGUAACAUGCAGCAGCCACCCCAGCGCAUCGACAUCAAUCGCAACGAUAUCCUUGGGGAUCGUAAGAUGGAGCUGGGUGACCGCAAGCAGCAGCUUUCGAGCAACUGGCACCAGGCGAUCCAGGCGUCGGAAGGAACGCCGCAGGAUAAAUUCAAAGGCCUCGCAAGAUCUCCCCAAAACCAGAACGAACCGGCGCCCAUUCGCAGCAUACCAGCGUUCAGCUAUCUCAAUCCAAACAACCAGCAGAUCCUUCGCUACUCCCCGAACCAGCAGCGUGCCUCACCCGUCGAGCCCGCGAAUCCACCCCACCCAAUCCCGGUGCGUCAGUCACCGAUCGAAUCGUCGGCUCGCGAAUCGUCCUCACCAUCGUCGCGGCUCGGACUGCUUGGGCUGGGUGGUGGCGCCGGAGCGGCGGCUAAGAAAGCGGCCAAAGCCGAGAUGAAGGCACGCGAGAAGGAAAACAAGGAGCGCAAGAAGCGCGAGAAAAAAGCGAAAAAGGAAAAGGAAAAAGCGGUCGCUAAUGGACACACACCAUCGUCCACGGGUUCGUCGUCGGGUGGGUCCGCCCUGUCGGGUGAUAAGCAAGGACGCAAGGAUGCCGCUGGGAAGAAGAAGCGUUCCGAUCCGGUCGAUCAGCAACCGGCGGUUGGACGGUUUGGUGGCGUGGAGGACCACUCACUCCACGAGUACCACCAGCAGCUGCAGCAACAGCAGCAACAACAGCAACAGCAACAGCAACAUCAGCAACAAGUGCCUCAGAAGCGCUUGAUUGAGCAUCACGAGUAUCAGAACAUUUCGGAGGAGACCAAAAUCGACAGCAAGAGCCCGGUGAUGCGGAUGUUCGGGGAUACCAAUUUCCUUGUGAACCAUCGUCGGAAGGCGGCCGAACAGAAACAGAGCCAGUUGGCUCAGCUACAGCAGUACCAGAAACAGCAGCAGCAACAUCACCAACAACAGCAGCAGCAGCAGCAGAAAGCUCGCCUUCAACAGCAACAGCAGCAGCAGCAGGCCAACGGUGGGCCAGGUUGGCGUCAGACGGAGUUAAACUGUGGGCAGGGCGUUUGUGAGCUGAUGAAUGGUGUGUAUCGGUUCAGUCCGCAUGUUACCUCGUUUGCACAGAUGGACUCGAAGAGCGCCAGCAGCCUGUCGGACGACCGGUCCACGCUGGACAAGGACUACCAAAACUUCAAUGUCUCCAAGUACCUGAACAUCGACGUCAAAGGACCGUUGCACCACCAACGAGAGCGCGCACGUGAUAGUGGCGUGCACGAGCGUGACGUCAGCUCGAACAGCUCGAGCUUAAGCACGGGUAGCAGCGGAAUGAACUCGCUCAACUCGUUCGAUUCCGUCGAGCAAGCCAUCAUCUUCCAGAAGGAUCGCAAUGCCGACUCGUACCUCGGUCCGUUCAACUUCCGCCAGCUGCUCCGGCCGACUCAAGGGCCCACGGAAUCGCUUCGCAAGCGGAAGGGCAUCAAUCCACCAUCGCCACCGCCGCCGCAGCGUGGCAAGAGCUAGAAAGUGGUUCAACAGCCGCCACAGACGCCGCCCUGGGCUAGCCGUGCCGAGCAGAUUGCCUACAUUUGGGCGUGCCUUUCGUGAAGCGCGGAUGCGUAUGCAACGUACCAAAGAAAAACGAACAGCCCAACGGAUGAUUGCGCUUGCCUGGAGGGGGGGAGGGAGAGGUGAGAGAGGCCCGGACGUCCGGCUGCCGUCGUUACUUUAUAUGGUAGUUAAGCAAAGCCGAGCAAUGUAAGAAUGUUCCGCUCGCAUCGUAGCUCAUCAAAGGACCGGAAAAGCGCAACAGAAAGUUUUCUGAAACCUAUUGAUUUGUGGUCGCCCGAUGCGAAACGGAUGCGUAGCUAUUUUCUCGACGGUCAUGCUUUCCUGCAAGCUUAAAGCAGAUCGCUCAC
Anopheles nili is the source of this 6188-nucleotide messenger RNA. RefSeq names its product myosin-IIIb-like. Lineage: Eukaryota; Metazoa; Arthropoda; Insecta; Diptera; Culicidae. The transcript has 13 exons. Gene Ontology annotation, molecular function: ATP binding; protein kinase activity; cytoskeletal motor activity. Gene Ontology annotation, biological process: protein phosphorylation. The coding region runs from base 1 to 5793 and encodes 1930 amino acids. The record is from RefSeq and is a predicted model, not a curated record. Gene Ontology annotation, cellular component: myosin complex.